UACUGUAUUAUGUUAUUCUUUUCAGUACACUUCAUUUUCUGGCGGAUUUUAAAGACGUAUGCUGCAUCGAUAUAGCACCGGAAUACAAGCGGUGCUGCUUUAGACCAGAUUUAGGGCGCAUAGUUCAAAACGGAGCCAAAUUUGAACUGUGGAUUGUGUGUUUUUCUGCGCCGCUGCAGGCCUAGCGUUAGCUGUAACGUUAGCGAGCUAACGAUCCUCCCCGAGACGCGCGCACCGUGCUGUGAGUCCUUUGUGAUAGCAUGGAUCCGGACAGUGGGGCGGACACCCAGCGAACUCUCAGUCUGCAGUGGAAGAGCUAUAAGCUCGUACAAGACCCAGCUCUCCGACGGGUAACUCAGAAAAUCUACAGAUAUGAUGGGAUUCACUUUAGUGUACAGGAUUCAGGAUUCCCGCCUGUGGGGGACUUGCGUGAUCCAAGACCCCGCAGAAUCUGGUCUAGACACACAGAGCUGUCGCUGCCAGUGCCCAAAUUCAAGUUGGACGAGUAUUACGUAGGUCCCAUACCACUCAAGGAAGUGACGUUUGCGAGGUUGAAUGAUAACAUCAAAGAGCCGUUCCUGGCCGAGAUGUGCGCCAAGUUUGGGGAGGUUGAGGAAAUGGAGAUUCUGUUUCAUCCCAAGACUCGGAAGCACUUAGGCUUGGCCCGCGUCCUCUUCACCAGCACUAGAGGGGCCAAAGACACCGUCAAACACCUGCACAAUACUUCUGUCAUGGGAAACAUUGUCCAUGUCCAGCUAGAUAUCAAAGGCCAACAGAGGAUGAAGUACUAUGACUUAAUAGUGAGUGGCUCAUACACCCCUCAGACAGUGCCGACUGGAGGCAAAGCCCUCACUGAGAAAUUUCAGCCCCCAGUCCCGACUCAGCCAGAUACGUCGUCUGAUGUCCGGCGGAGGCUCUCCACAGAUCAGAUGGCAGCUCCUGCUGCGCCUCUAAACUCUGGCAGCACCACCCCCUGUUCUGUGGACACUGGAUUUGCAGACCAGCGCCUCGACACCCCUCCAUCCUCACUGGGAGGAGCUUAUACACCGGGCUCCUCUGCUUCUUCACAGGGUGGCGGCACCCCUUACACCCCUCGCUCUGGAACCCCUUUCUCGCAAGACUCGGGAUACUCAGUGGGCAGGCACAGUGGCUACAGCGGCACUCAGAGUUAUCCCCAGCAGGAUAUGCUUCCAUCUUCCUCCUGCUCCUCUUCAACAGUCUCUUCAUCAUCAGGAUUUAAGCCCCCUCACUUUCAUGACGACUUACAUGCUCCACCUCCGCAAGAGCCCUCCAUGUUCCACAGGGGUCGGCCGGGAUAUCCUCCUUCAGCGCCCUUCAGACCUAAUGAACCUCCCUAUCCGUAUCCCACUGUUGGAGGUUCAGGGAUGCACAUGCCUCUGCAUCCACCAAUGGCACCUCUAGGGGCUCAGUUUGAGCCACCACCGCUGUCCGACAGAGAUAGAGACCGAGAUCGAGAAAGGGGACACAGGGAUAGGGAUCGGGAGAGAGACCCAGGAGGGCGCUAUGGAGGUGGGAUAAGCUCCCGACGUUCCUCUUACCACUACCAACCGGAAACAAACUCCUUGUCCACAUCCAAAUCCUUCCAUUCACAUCACUCGCAUCAUGCUGAUCGGCGGGAGGACAGGGACGGCAGGGGCUACCGGCGCGACAGCUCAGGUUCCCGCUCAGGAGAUCACGGAAGGCAUCGGAACCACCAUCACUCCCACAACCACCACAGCAGCGGCGGAGCGGGAGCGAGCCGGCGGAGGAGCAGCCGAGACCGGGAAUGGGAGCGAGACCGAGAAGGAGACUAUAACAGCUCCGAUCCACGUUAUGGAGGCCACUCGAACUCUAGCCAACACUCGUCCAAUAGCCUCUCGCCUCCCUCUGCCACCUCUUCUUAUGGAGGAAACUCGUCGUCUAAAGACCUGUCCCCCUACGACACACCUUCUUCCUCCAGGCUAGAGCCCUCGCCGGCCUUCCGUCCUCAGCAGGGUGCAGGCGAGAGGGGUUUUGGGAUGGGAGGAAGCAUGGAUAAUGACUUCCGUGCUCAUUCUCACCACACGCCCCUGGCGCCGCCUCCUCCACCUCCUCCCCUCCCUCCAGCCUCCGUCAUCGCAGCCGCUGUGGCUGAAACGCUCGGCUCUCUUGAUUUUGGUCAGGACAGUCCCCUACGAGAAGAACAGUGGACCAAACCCAAGCGCUAUCCCAGCACCCCGCCCCAUCCACCUCGGACACCUCCGACCUCCUCGCCUCCUCACGUCUCAAUCCCGUCAUCCUCCACCUCUCCAUCCUCCACCUCCCUGCCUCACCACCUCCCGUCUUCGACCGCAUCCCUGUCUCCGCCUCCUCCUCAGCGUGACUCCUCCCCGGAGCCGGACUCCACCAAUGAGAGCCUGCCGUUCUUGCACCACAGCAGCAGCUUGGACUCGCGUAUUGAGAUGUUGCUGAAGGAACAAAAAGCCAAGUUUUCUUUCCUUGCCUCAGAUGAUGAGGACGAUGAGAAGGAGGAGGACAGAGAGGGUGGAAAAACAGGAGAGAAUGCAGACGGUGGGGGAAAGAAACUCAGAGAGGAGAACGGUGAAAGGCCUAGUCAUAAAAGACAAGGAGAGAUGGAGGGAGGCCAGCAGAGGAGGAGAGGAGAGAAAGAUGGACGCCGCAGCAGGGGAAAGAGGCAAGGGGGUGGAGUCAGUGAAGGCAGGAAAACACCUCCAGAGGUGGCCUCUUCCACUCCCACUACGCACAGUUUGGUGUCAGAGUCUCUUCAGGGCCAAAUGCCACCACCUCAGGAGGAGCACACAACCUCUGACUCACACAGGGCUCCACACACCCCACCCACCUACAAUGGAGAGGCACAGCCUUCACCUCACUCCUCUGGGGAGGAUAUGGAAAUAUCUGAUGAAGAUGACAAUGCCAUCACCACAGCCACCUCCCAUCCCGCUGCCUCUUCAUCCUCCUCACCGGCCACCUCCUCACAAUCUGCCCUCCCCUCCCAAACCCCAGACCCCUCUGCGAGUCCUGUCCCGGACACCAGCCAGCACUUCAGCGCCGCCAUGCCACCUCCGCCCAUCCCGUCUUACCCUCCCCACCUCCCACCCCCACCUCUGCCCGGCUUCUCCCUGCAGCCCCCUCCACCCCCCGGCUUACCACCUCCGCUUCCUCACAUGGAGCUGCACCCAGAGUACCCUCCUCCCCUGCCGCAUCACAUGUACGACUACGCCAGCUCCAUGGAGCUCAUGAGCCAGUACUGUGGAGGGGCACCCAUGUCAUUCCAGAUGCAGACACACAUGCUCAGUCGCCUCCACCAGCUGCGAAUGGCCUCCUCCAACAGCUCUACGGUAACCCCUGGAGAAGUCCCGCCUGCCUCUGAAUAUCCCCCGUCAUUUCACCUCCAUUCGAUACCACCUCCGCCGCACCACCCACACCACCCAUACAUGGACCAAGAUGGGAAUGUUGCCACCCACUAUGACCAGGACCACCGCUACAUCCCACCUCACUUACCAUACGCCUACCCGGACCCUCACGCCGCACAGCUUCCGCACCAUCACACCAUCCCGCCUCCCCACAGCCCCUGGCCUCCUCACCUGCUGCCCCAGCAGUUUCCUUCCCACUAUCCUCCACCUGGCUUCAGCACAGUGCCUGGCUUAGACGGAGAGCUGUACGGAGUGGCGGAUGACCAGAUGGCCAUAAUGGGCCACAACCCCUACGAGUCAGUAGUGCAGCAGGUACUGGCAGCUUUGAUCGAGGAGAUGAAGAACAUCAUGCAGAGGGACCUGAACCGCAAGAUGGUAGAAAACGUCGCUUUUGGCACCUUCGAUGAGUGGUGGGACCGCAAGGAACAGAAAGCCAAGCCAUUCCAGACAGCCAUGCGGGGAGUUGCAGUGGUGCGCGAGGAGGACAAGAAAGAAGAGAAGACCAGCAACCGACCUCGGGAGCCACUCACAUCUCUGGUAGACUGGGCCAAGAGUGGAGGCAUGGAAGGUUUCUCCCUGCGGGGGGCCUUGCGUUUGCCUUCUUUUAAGGUGAAGAGGAAGGAGCCUCAGGAACUUGUGGAGGGUGGUGAGCUGAAGAGAGCCAGGCCUUCGACUCCACCCGAUGAGGAAGAUGAGGACUCGUAUCAGGGCAAAUCUGCCGACACUGCUGCAGGAAGAACAGAAGAGAGGCGUGUGGCAGACAGAAGAGCAGCCAGGAGAAGAAGCAGAACAAAGGCACGCAAACCAUAUGACCUGGACAGUGAGGGAGAAGAAACAUCAGAUGGUUCUUCCUCAGAGAAGGAGGAGGAUGAAGACAGUGACAAAGUGGAUGAGUCCGAAGAUGAAGCCCUUAGUGCAGACAGUGAUGGCGAAAGCAUUUCUUCCUCCUCUUCCGAGAGCUCAUCAUCAUCAUCCUCAGCAUCAUCAUCUUCCUCCGAUGAGGAGGAUGAAGAGGACGGUGAACAGGCCAUUGAGAGUGAAUCAUUGGACACAAUGGAUGAGUCUACGAUGGACAGUGUGACCGCUAUAGAUGCAGAAAAGUAUGAUGGGGACAAAGCAAAUCUUGACCAAUCAUCAGUGACUGCUGCAGAGAUCAAACAAGAAGGAGAGAAAACGGCUACAGCUGUGCCUCCAUCCUCCCCUUAUCCCCGUCCCCCUUCACCCAUUCUCCUCCUUCCCCCACUCAAGAAACGGCGCAAGACCGUUUCCUUCUCAGUGGAAGAGAGCGAGGUCAAGCCCUCCAUUCUGUCACCUUCUGCUCCUUCUCCAUCUCCCACUCCUGUCUCACAAGCUUCAGAUAGUCCUACUUCCUCUUCUCCCGUAAGCACACCCACAGCAGCUGCCUCCUCCAAGCCCACCCCGAUACUCCUUCCGUUUGCUUCUCGUCCUAGCGAGAAUAACGCUCUGACCUCCCCUGCUUCCCCUUCCACCGUUCUUACCAUCCCUCCACCGGUGCGUUCCCUGCGGCUUGAUGAGCCCAAAAAGAGUCCAGGUCUCCCUCCAUCCCCACAAACUCCCACAGCCAAAAACUCCUCCAAACGUGGCAAAGACUCUCCCAGAACGCCCCCGACGCCCGUCUGCCUCACUGUCCAGAACCUUCCGCUGGACCAUGCCUCCAUGGUCAAAGUGGCAUACGAGGACCCCGUCCCUACUCCAACCAUGCAGAAGGGUCGUGCACGUGGUCGCUCUCGGACACUCAGCCAGUCGGCUUCCGCCCCUCACCUGCAUCCCUCUCUGGAGGAAGAGGAGGAGGAUGAAGAGGAGCUGGAGCAGCGGCUGAAGCUCAGGGAGCAGCUGGGAGUGUCCAGCCUGCUGCAGCUGGCCUCUGCCCCCAAGCCUGACCUGUCGGUGCUGGCCGAUGUGGCACUGAAGAUGGACCCGGAGGCAGAUAUCGACUCGGAAGAAACCGAGACCUCCGAUGAGGCAGAGGAGCACAAGCUGGAGGAAGAAGAGGGAGACUUCUUCGCCCCGCACCCACGCCAACCACUCCCGGAUCCAGAGGGUCUGUUCGUCAUGCAGGAGCACAACUAUUCCAAAACUCCUGCCCCUCUGCACCUCACGUCUCCACAAAAGAGGACGAAACAGGACCCCACCGUCCUGCUCCCUGCCGACCUCAACCAGCACGGUGUUCAGGAAGCCCCCGAAGAGGUCAUCGGGGAUGCUCUAGCCGCAAGAGGAGUGGCCCCAGAGAUAUACGGGGACCUUUCCGGGAUGGGCCUGCUGUGUGAUGCCAGGGAACCGGCUGAGACGCAGACCAAGACACUUGGCCCACCGCACAAGAGGAAAGGAUCAAUUAGCAUUGAGAUGGAGAUGGAAGAGAGUGGGAAAGGGAAGAGCAAGAAGAGAAGUAGGAAGGACAAAGAAAACGAGGAACUGCAAAUCUCUAAGAGACAGAAGGAGAACCAGAUCAAGAAGCAGAGGAAACGGAAGUUAGAGGAAUAUGAAGAAGACGUGGAUGUAGAACAGCUGGAGUCUGGCGAGCUUUCCAGCUCCAGCUCGGAGUCGGGAGACUCUGACUUCGGUCUGGAGAGAUCGCUGGAGUUUGAAAAGGAAGAGGUUCGAAAGAGCGAACGACUUUUCCUGCAGGAAGCAGGCUUGACCCCCUCGACUCAGCGGCGGCCCAAACACGUUCCCACCCCAGCUCCCGUACCACAGCCCUCUUACAAGAACCGUAGCGAGUUUGAGCAGAUGACCAUCCUCUAUGACAUCUGGAACAGUGGCCUGGACCAGGAAGAUAUGAGGCUCCUGAAGAGCACCUACGAGAAACUGUUGCAAGAUGAUCACGGCACCGACUGGCUCAACGACACACACUGGGUCCCUCAUACCAUCACCAACAUCCCCAACCCUCGGCGGAAGAAGAAGGCGGCCGUUGGGCAGCUAAGACAGCAUGUCACGGGCUGUGCUCGCAGUGAAGGCUACUAUGCCAUCAGCCGCAAGGAGAAAGACGUCUACCUUGAGCUAGACCAGCCAGUGACUGUCCAGGAAGCUGGAGACUAUGAUACCUCAGGCUCGAAUCGUCUGCUCUCUGAAAGACGCUCCGAGCAGCGGCGUCUCCUCAGCGCUAUCGGCACUGCAGCAGUGAUGGACUCAGACCUGUUGAAACUGAACCAGCUGAAGUUCCGUAAGAAGAAGCUGAGGUUUGGCCGCAGCCGUAUCCAUGAAUGGGGCCUGUUUGCCAUGGAACCCAUUGCUGCAGAUGAGAUGGUCAUUGAAUAUGUGGGACAGAGUAUCAGACAGAUGGCUGCAGAUAAUCGGGAGAAGCGAUAUGCCCAGGAAGGCAUCGGGAGCAGCUACCUAUUCCGUGUCGAUCAUGACACUAUCAUUGACGCCACCAAGUGUGGCAACUUGGCUCGGUUUAUCAACCACUGCUGCACGCCCAACUGCUACGCCAAAGUGAUCACCAUCGAGUCCCAGAAGAAGAUAGUCAUAUACUCCAAGCAGCCCAUCGGCGUGAACGAGGAGAUCACGUAUGAUUACAAGUUCCCCAUUGAAGAGAACAAAAUCCCAUGUCUGUGUGGCACGGAGAACUGCAGAGGAACCCUCAACUGAAAGUGUCCUAGACCUUCCCCGAUACAUGACUUGCCAAUCCUCUUUCCUGGCCCACAAGCUACUGUUCUCGGCACACAACAAUGUAGAUCUCAGCACUGCCGCAACACCUCCAGUUCUUUCUCCUCCUCAAGUUUUUCUCUUCUGACCUGGCCCUUAGUAAUAUCCGGAGGUAUUUUGUUCCUCCUGUUGCAGCUGUGUUUGGUGAUGUUGUUUUGCCAAGGUCCGUGCUUUAAAGUUGUUCAGCGACUGCACACACACAUAUUCCGCUCACUUAUGCACAACGUCUAACAGUGGCAAACACCCUUAAAGUGCUGGGUCUUUUUCUCCAAGGGCAACUUUUAAAGUCCUACCUAAAAACAUGGAUUUAAGCCUUCACCCCUGUCGUGAGAGAGAGUAUUAAUUUGAGUUCAUUAUUUAUUGUCCCUGUUCUGAGCCCUGUUCGCUUGUGUUGUUUAUUUAGCUCAGAUCUGUUGCUGUAGAUUCUUCAGAUUAUCUGCAUAGUAUCACUUUUUUUUUUGUUGGCUGUUGUGAAGCUAUUUUGGCACGCACAUUUCUUUCUAAACUUGCUCAAAGUUCAAACGAUCUUAAUGUCUCCCUUUCCAGCAUGAUGUGCUGGUGUUCAAAAAUGGUCUAGUAUUGUAAGUUUGUUACAUUUACUACUACUGUUUUUCACACAUUAGUUGUUACAAUGCCAGUGCACUGUAAAAACAGUUAUUCCAGAGGUCAUCAUGCACCCGCCAUCAUUUUAAUUCAUGAAGUGAGAUCCCUUUCGGUCAUAGUUUUUAGCAAUACAUGAAAGACAGGACAGAUGAGGUAGUCUUUUUGGCGUGCUGAAAUAUAUGCGCAUCGAUAUUUUAGUGAAAGGAUGGCUAUAUUGAUUGGGUUUUCCUUUGGCAUUGAUAUUAUUGUAGACCACUGAUGAAUUGUGGAGGAAUUGGGCACAUGUUUUGAGACCAAGCACUCUAACUCCACUGCUAAAGAGAAUAUCAUCGUAAAAUAUGUAUUUUCUCAUUACUGACUGUCCAAGAUGCAAAAUUGGGUGUGCAUAUUUAUACAUUUCACAACAAAAUGAAAGUCCCAAUUCCUCUGAGAGAUGUGCGUGAGCAGAGUUUCACUAGAACAGAUGGUUGUGUUCUGUACUUUCAUAUUACUGGUUGUCUCUCUCUCUCUCUCUCUCUCUCGCUCUCUCUCUCUCUCUACUCCGCUCUGCCAUAAAUCUUUUUUCGUUUUUUGUCUUUUUCCUUACUUUGUUAGAGGGCCUUGCCAGCAUUCUGUUCCUUUGAAAGGAAAACCUGUAAAAUAUGUAGAUUUACUGCAGUCUUUCAGUAAAAACUGCUCCACAGAAGUGUAACCAUAAAAAAACGAAAACGACAAAAAAGUUCAAAAGAAUUACAUGUAAAUAUUGUAGAGGUGUUUGUUUCUCGUAGAAACACACCAGUUCUAGUCUGUAAAUAUGUUCAUCCUUUUCCUACUUCCCAUUGCAAGAAAAUAAUUGUACAUACCUAUCAUUCAGUUAUUGGUUUUGUUUUUGUUGUUGUUUUUUCUCCCUUUUUAAUUUGAUUCAAAAGUUUUAAUAUUAUUUGCAAUAUUUCUCUUGUAUUAAUGCGUUGGACCCUUUAUUAAUGGUGCAUUAAAAUAUUUUUUAAAAUAA
This is a messenger RNA of Carassius gibelio (silver crucian carp), 8673 nucleotides long. Its product is annotated as histone-lysine N-methyltransferase SETD1A. Lineage: Eukaryota; Metazoa; Chordata; Actinopteri; Cypriniformes; Cyprinidae. Gene Ontology annotation, molecular function: protein binding; RNA binding; histone H3K4 methyltransferase activity. The coding region runs from base 261 to 7022 and encodes 2253 amino acids. The record is from RefSeq and is a predicted model, not a curated record. Gene Ontology annotation, cellular component: Set1C/COMPASS complex. The transcript has 21 exons.